AUGGCGACCCUCAACUUCAACCUGGUGAACCAGUCUGGUUCGAGCACGGCCUACGCAUAUAUUACUGGCCAGGCUAUUGACAAUAGCAAUGCGCUUUUCCUCCUACGGGCUGAUGGCAAGACGGCGUAUUACCCGACUUCUCCGUCUGCUACACUGACUGCCCUUGCGCAAGACUGCGCGAUUCCACUUGGCGCGGUAGGAAGCACCACAACUGUGACGAUCCCGCAUCUGGCUGGAGCUCGGUUGUGGUUCGUGCGCGAUGGAAAGUUGACCUUUUACCUGAACCCCGGCCCCGCGCUGGUUGAGCCGUCGUCGUCGAACCCGUCGGACGCCAACUACAAUUUGUUUUGGGAUUUCUGCGAAUUCACCUGGAACUCUUCACAGCUCUAUGUCAACAUCACCUAUGUGGACUUUGUCUCCCUGCCCAUUGCCCUAGCGCUAACAAACACGUCCGGCACGACGAAGACUGUACAAGGCCUUCCAGCCGACGGGCUGGCUACAAUCUGCACCGCGCUUAAGGCUCAGAACACUACAGAUGGCGCGGGAUGGGACAAACUCAUCGUGACGAACAAUGGCACAAAUCUCCGCGCUGUGUCUCCCAACACUGGAAUAGUACUUAACAGCGGGCUGUUCAGUACCUACUAUGCCGCCUACGUGAACCAAGUCUGGUCCAAGUACGCAAGCACCACUUUGACUGUCAACACUCAAGCUUCCGCAGGCGAUGUUACAGCCACGGUCUCAAAUGGGACUCUUAAUUUCUCGACUGGAAGCAUCACUUAUGCCCAGCCAUCCACAGCAGACAUUUUCAGCAACAGCUCCGGCGCUUUCGCUGUCUCGGGCAACAGCACCAAGGAUGCGAUCACUGCUCGUCUGGCUGCCGCAUUCAAUCGGUCUACUCUCCUGAUCGAUACAAAUCAGCCAAACGGCGAGACAGUCGCAAAUUACUACCAGAACCCAGUGACCAAUCACUACUCGCGGAUCUGCCACGCGACGACGUUGGGCAACCGCGGUUACGCGUUCCCCUAUGACGAUGUUGCUCCAGCAAAUGGUACCGACCAGUCGGGUAGUGUCUACGACUCGAGUCCCAAGCUGUUGACUGUCACUCUGGGCGGUGGCGCGACGACAACUGCUGCGGAAUCUGUCGAGCGGGUGGCUGCUGGUACUGAUGCGCCCGCGCCCUUGACUGGGAAUCCGAAACAGAGUCGUCUGAGGAAGACCCUGCGCAAAUUAUUCCAGAAGAAAUGA
Penicillium atrosanguineum is the source of this 1245-nucleotide messenger RNA. Its product is annotated as glycoside hydrolase family 64 protein. Bases 1 to 1245 code for a protein of 414 amino acids. The transcript has a single exon. The record is from RefSeq and is a predicted model, not a curated record. Lineage: Eukaryota; Fungi; Ascomycota; Eurotiomycetes; Eurotiales; Aspergillaceae.